Mus caroli (Ryukyu mouse) is the source of this 1660-nucleotide messenger RNA. Lineage: Eukaryota; Metazoa; Chordata; Mammalia; Rodentia; Muridae. The record is from RefSeq and is a predicted model, not a curated record.
GCAAAAGAGUCAGGUGAGGAUUCUGCCUCACAGCUAGGGUCUUUUGUUUGCUCUGAUAUAAAAUUCAGCCAUUUAUUUAUGAAAUUGAGACCCUUUCUUAGANUGAGGCAACUAAGGAUUUCCUUUCAUCUCAAUGAGAGAACAAGAUAUAGCACAAUGGAGUGGCUUCUGUGGCACCCGUCAGCAACCUCUGUGACACUGGGACCAAGUGGCUUUGAGGAAGAAUGCCGUAAGAGUAUGAGCCACAGCAGACAUGAACCAAGUGUUUAUGGCUGUAUUAGGUCUAGUGACUACUGAGAAUUUAUUUAAUGUUUUCAAUGUAGAUACCGCAUUUUCAAAAGACUGUGAAAAAACAGCUUUAUAUUUCCAGUGUUUCUCAGACAAUAAGAGAAAGAAUCUCUUCUGUCUGCAGGAGAUUAACUGUGUAGGUGGGAGUCAGCAGGUAGCCGGUUGAACCAUGAGCAUGAGAGCUCAAACACAGCCACAAGCAGUGUGAUGUUUAGUUUCCUUUUCAAAACUUACUUUCAGUCUAACAUUCAUGAGAUUUAUUAAUAGGUGUUCUUCAUAAGAAGUAUGGGUGUAUUUUCAGGUGCUUAUAGGAGACAAAAAGACUGCAUUUUGCAAUCAUAUUAUUACUUACUAUGUGGGUCAUGUCCCUCUCUUCCUAAAGGUCUGGUCCCCACAGCUCCUGAGCAACCUACAGAGGAAAUGGAAAAUCAAAUAAAAUCACCAACUGCUGUGCCUGAUGCUCCUCCUGACUACAAUUCUCAUUUUGCGCCAGGCCCUGCUGGACCAGUUGCCUCUCCUUCUNCAGGCUUGCCUAUGGGAUACUACAUUCCCCAGCAGCCCGGUGCCAUCCCCUUGUACCAUCCCACUGGUGGCACCCNUCCAAUCCAGUACCAGCCUGGCAAAUAUCCUGUGACGAAUCAGCCUGCUCCCAUAAUGUGGAUGCCAGGGCCAGCUCCUGUGCCCAACUGCCCUCCUGGUUUGGAAUACUUAGCUCAGUUGGACAACAUACAUGUUCUUCAGCAUAUUGAGCCUCUGGAACUGAUGACACGUUUUGAAACUAAUAAUAGAUAUGAUAUCAAGAACAACAUAGACCAGAUGGUCUAUAUCGUAACUGAAGACACAGAUGACUUUACCAGGAAUGCCUAUCGGAACCUACGACCCUUUGUGCUCCGGGUCACUGACUGCCUGGGCCGAGAGAUCAUGACCAUGCAGAGGCCUUUCCGAUGCACCUGCUGUUGCUUCUGCUGCCCCUGUGCAAGGCAAGAGGUCAGAGUUCAGUGUCAUUUCUCAUCUGAAAUUAUGUUUGUUCCUGCAUUAUAUAGGAUCACUGCACGAACUGCUUCUAUGAAAGGGGCAGAGCCACAUCCCCUGAUGCUUUUCAUAAAGCCCUGUUUGGCAUUGCAGAUCAACUCUCUAGAUGGCGUGUCUAACAUCGGCAGUAUUAUCAGGAAGUGGAAUGGCUUUUUAUCAACNAUGGUAAAUGCUGACCACUUCGAGAUUCGCUUCCCUUUGGCCCUGGAUGUGAAGAUGAAAGCAAUGAUUUUNGGNUCUUGCUUCCUCAUUGACUUCAUGUACUUUGAACGACCUCCUCAGCGACGUACAUCAAGAUAGAAGAUCAAACAAAUCAUCAAUCAAAAAACAAAAAAAAAAA